Molecule: messenger RNA, 2673 nt
Organism: Phodopus roborovskii (desert hamster)
Lineage: Eukaryota; Metazoa; Chordata; Mammalia; Rodentia; Cricetidae
Gene: Msantd2
Product: Myb/SANT DNA binding domain containing 2
Exons: 4
Coding region: 96-2042 (648 amino acids)
Source: RefSeq, a predicted model, not a curated record
AACUCGAGCCCCUCGCGGGUCUCACCCCUGCCGUGGAGGCUGAGAUUGGAGAGGAAGUGGGGAGGCUUCACUCAGUUCCUCACUCCCGCGCCCUCAUGCCCCCACCCUUCCCUGCACCGAGAUACUGCGCUCCCGGUCCCCUCCCGACGCCUCCGGAGGGGAGCGGCCGACGCCAGCGCGCUCGCGGGAUAAAGCGGAGAUCUGCCGGCAGCUGGAGCCCACCAGACAGGUCGUCCGCGUCCUCAGCACGCAGCGAGCUGCCCAGCCCCGAAGCAGACCCCAGGGUAGCCCCGGGGAGCGCUGUGGCCGGAUGCGCGGCUGCGUCACUUCCGGGCGGUGCAGCGGCGGCGGCUUGGAAGAUGGCUGCGCCCUGUGGCUCGGAGCUGCCCGCCAACUCGCCGCUCAAAAUUCCGAAGAUGGAGGUGCUUUCCCCGGCUUCUCCUGGAGACCUGAGCGACGGGAACCCAUCACUGUCCGACCCUUCCACGCCGCGGGGAGCCUCCCCUCUCGGGCCGGGCAGCGCGGCGGGCUCGGGGACCGCGGCGUCCGGGGGUCUCGGGCUGGGGCUGGGGGGCCGCAGCGCUGCCUCGUCCUCGGUCUCCUUCUCGCCCGGCGGCGGCGGCGGUGGCGGGGCUGCGGCGGCCGCUGCCGCCGCCUGCCGGGGCAUGUCGUGGACGCCGGCAGAGACUAACGCGCUCAUCGCUGUGUGGGGCAACGAGCGGCUGGUGGAGGCGCGGUACCAGCAGCUGGAGGGAGCCGGCACGGUAUUCGGCAGCAAGGCCCCCGGGCCGGCCAUGUACGAGCGCGUGUCCCGGGCCCUGGCCGAGCUGGGCUACGAACGGACCCCGUCCCAGUGCCGGGAGCGCAUCAAGACCCUUCGCAGGUGUUACAGUCGGGUGAAAGAACAUGGUGUUGGGAAAAGAAAGAGCAGUUACACAUUUGAACAGUUGGAACAGGUGUUUGGUCAGGGAGGAUGGGAUGCUCAGCCCUGCCAGCCUGUACUUAUUAACAGUAGUGGCUUGUACCAGGAGCUGGAGUCAGAUGGCAGCACUAUGGAGGACUAUUCACAGGAGGACUGGGGAAACCACAGUCAGGAUCUCCAUGGCUAUCCAACAGAUCAGGAAUUGGAUGAAAUGCCAGUUUCAAAGAGAACAUUAAAAAUAAAGCAAGAGUCUUCCGAGGAAGCACAGAAACGAGACACCAUGCAGAAUAUUGUACAGAUUUUGGAGUCAGUCCAUUUGAAAUGGGAAUUGUUUCAGAGCUGGACAGACUUUUCAAGGCUCCAUCUUUCCAAUAAGUUGGCCAUUUUUGGAAUUGGCUAUAACACCCGCUGGAAAGAAGACAUCCGUUACCACUAUGCUGAGAUCAGCUCACAGGUGCCCCUUGGCAAGCGUCUCCGGGAGUACUUCAACUCUGAGAAGCCUGAGGGGCGGAUAAUUAUGACCCGAGUGCAAAAAAUGAACUGGAAGAACGUUUACUACAAAUUUUUAGAGAUCACCAUCAGUGAAGCUAGGUGCCUAGAGCUGCACAUGGAAAUUGACUGGAUACCCAUUGCCCACUCCAAGCCAACUGGUGGGAAUGUUGUUCAGUAUUUACUGCCAGGAGGGAUUCCAAAAAGUCCAGGUCUUUAUGCCAUUGGCUAUGAAGAAUGCAUUGAGAGGCCUCUUUCACCAGAUGUGGAGCGCCAGGCCCUGGACCCAGGAAAAGAGGGCCGGGUUGGCUUGGAAACCCUCUCAGCACAAGCCUCAUUACAGGUGGAAGUAGAGCCCACCCGGAUCGUCUACUGCUACCUCGGUAUUGCUGAGGUCAGGACUCUGCAGCAGUGCUUGUUUUUACAUUUCCAAGCAAAUACCAAAACCUUCAGUAAAGAUUGGGUUGGCAUUAAUGGGUUUUUGUCUCAGAACUGUAUUGUGGAUCCUGGAGUUUCCCCUAAAUCCAUCUAUAUCAAAUUUGUAGAAGUAGAGAGGGAUUUUCUUUCCGCUGGCUCAUUAGUUGAGUGCCUGGAAAAAGCCAUCGGAUACCCCUUAAAAUUUAACAACUGAGUGUCAUCCUUCAUAAGGAUUUGGGCGUGUGCAUUCUUUCCCUAGUUCCGUUACCCAUACUACCCCACAUCCAGAUGCUGCCAUCAGACUCUUCAUGGGAACUCUUUCCACGAUGAGACCAAUGCAACCUCUAAAGAAUCAUACUAGACUCUGGGCAGAAAAAGCAGACCUCACCUGAAUGCUCAUUUUGAGCAAGCAGGUCUUGCAUGGUGGGUCCGUUCUUUUUUAAAAAAAGGUAACAUCGAUUUUUAAAUGGAUUUUAGAGCCCUGAUAUAAACAAAUGUAGGUACAUUCCAUAUUGGACAAAACUUAUACUUUGAGUUUCAUAUGAAAUUGAAAAUUGUAUUUUUUUCACGUUUCAUUUUUACACAUCUCUAUAAGUAUUAUUUACAACCUUGAAUAAAUAAGCAAUAGAUAAUGGCAAGUAAAUCUUGAGUCACAGUAAAUAAGGCUGUUUUUCAAUAUUACCUUUAGCUACUAUUGUAUAUAAUUUAGAGUUUCAUUUUUUCACCAACCAAGUGUUUUGCUAUUUCCAAUCAGUGUUGCCUGCAAAGACUUUUGUUUAUGUGAUGUACCAACUUUUAUGGUUGUGUUGCCAUUUAAAUUAAAAAAAAAAAAAAAAUUAAAGGAA